CCCUUCUGACCCGCUUCCAUGUCUGCAUCAAAUCUACCCUCCUUUUCCUUCAUCUCCCACCUCCCCUUUUCUCUGCCUUUUUAAUUCUCAAAACUUCUUUUCCACCUUAUAUAAUCCACAAUGUUCAUUCUUUCUCUACACACCCAUUUCCUCUCUUUUCCCUGAGAUUUGAGGCUUCUUCUUGUUUCUGUCUUUGUGUUUUUCAUUUAAACCCUCUUUCAAUCACCUCCUAUUCUUCUUCAGCCAUUGAAUCAUGUAACUGUUUUUCCUUUUUUGAGUUUGAGUUUGAGGUUUUACAGCCCCCUUUUUGUUGUUAUGGCAAUGCCAUAGAAGAACCCCAGUAGUUGAAGUUUAAGUUGAAGUUGGUUUUUGCAUACUCAUCAUCAUUGUGAAGUUGAUUUUUUAAGUGAAGGAAGAAGACCCAUUUUGAAAUUAUGGAGGAAACUUUUGUUCCUCUUCGUGGAAUCAAGAAUGACUUGAAAGGGAGAUUAGUGUGUUACAAACAAGACUGGACUGGUGGUUUGAGAGCUGGAUAUAGGAUUUUGGCUCCCACCACUUACAUAUUCUUUGCCUCUGCAAUUCCUGUCAUUUCGUUUGGUGAACAGUUGGAGAGAAGUACUGAUGGGGUACUGACUGCAGUUCAAACCUUAGCCUCCACAGCUCUUUGUGGGAUCAUUCACUCUAUUGUUGGAGGGCAACCUUUGCUCAUCUUGGGAGUGGCAGAGCCUACUGUUAUUAUGUAUACCUUCAUGUUUAAUUUUGCGAAAGAACGACCUGAGUUAGGCAGGAAUUUGUUUCUAGCAUGGAGUGGAUGGGUGUGUGUUUGGACUGCAGCCUUGUUGUUCUCAAUGGCUAUCUUAGGAGCUUGUUCCAUCAUCAAUAGGUUCACACGACUGGCUGGUGAACUGUUUGGUUUGCUUAUCGCAAUGCUUUUCAUGCAGCAAGCGGUCAAAGGACUUGUGGAUGAGUUUCAAAUCCCUGAACGAGAGAAUCCAAAACUGAUCGAGUUUAUACCGUCUUGGAGGUUUGCCAAUGGGAUGUUUGCUUUGGUACUAUCAUUUGGCCUUCUAUUCACUGCUUUAAGGAGCCGGAAAGCACGGUCAUGGCGAUAUGGAUCCGGUUGGCUCAGAAGCUUGAUAGCAGACUAUGGAGUACCGCUCAUGGUUCUUGUUUGGACAGGUAUUUCUUAUAUACCUUCAAAAAGUGUCCCAGAAGGAAUCCCAAGGCGCCUCUUCAGCCCCAAUCCAUGGUCUCCUGGUGCGUACGAGAAUUGGACUGUUAUUAAGGAUAUGCUUGAGGUUCCAGUUAUUUACAUAUGUGGAGCUUUCAUCCCGGCUACAAUGAUUGCAGUGCUUUACUAUUUCGACCAUAGUGUUGCAUCCCAACUUGCUCAGCAGAAAGAGUUUAAUUUGAGGAAACCAUCUUCUUACCAUUAUGAUUUACUUCUAUUGGGAUUCUUGACCUUAAUAUGUGGUCUUCUUGGAAUCCCUCCAUCCAAUGGAGUUAUCCCCCAAUCUCCCAUGCAUACAAAGAGCCUGGCUACUCUCAAACAUCAGUUGCUGCGGAAUAAACUUGUAGAAACAGCACGGAGUAGUAUGAGAAAGAAUGCCAGCUUAGGACAGUUGUAUGGAAGUAUGCAACAAGCAUAUCAACAAAUGCAGACCCCCUUGAUCUACCAACAGCCUUCAGUUCGUGGACUGAAUGAGCUAAAAGAGACAACCAUUCAAGCAGCUUCUAGUAUGGGCAGUUUUGAUGCUCCAGUCGAUGAGACAAUGUUUGACAUUGAAAAGGAAAUUGAUGAUCUAUUGCCUGUUGAGGUGAAAGAACAGCGGGUCAGUAAUUUGCUUCAAGCGGCAAUGGUGGGAGGAUGCGUUGCAGCCAUGCCAGUCCUGAAGAUGAUCCCGACCUCGGUUCUAUGGGGUUACUUUGCUUUUAUGGCCAUUGAAAGCUUGCCUGGUAACCAGUUUUGGGAAAGAAUCUUGUUGCUCUUUACUGCACCCAGCAGAAGAUACAAAGUUCUUGAGGAUUACCAUGCGACUUUCGUCGAAACUGUGCCAUUCACAUCCAUUGUACUUUUUACCAUUUUUCAAACAGUAUAUUUGUUCAUAUGUUUUGGACUAACAUGGGUUCCGAUUGCUGGGGUGAUGUUUCCUCUGAUGAUCAUGCUCCUCGUCCCUGUAAGACAAUACCUUCUUCCCAAGUUUUUUAAAGGUGCGCAUCUCCAAGACCUUGAUGCUGCCGAAUAUGAAGAAGCUCCGGCUUUACCGUUCAAUCUUGCGACGGAAGCCGAGCUGGGAGCAGGAGCAUCUUUUGGUGGGGAUGGAGAGAUCUUGGAUGAGGUCAUCACCCGAAGCCGUGGUGAGUUUAGGCGUAUUAGUAGUCCUAAAAUCACAAGCUCCACGGCAACACCAAUAUCUGACAGAAAAAGUAUAGACAGCCCUCAUCGCUCUUUCAGCCCUCGGUUGAGCGAGCUAAAAGGAGAGCACAGUCCUCGAGCCGGUGGACGAGGGACACCGGGUCAGAGGAGUGCAGAAGCUAAACCAUCCAGUCUGGGGAAGAGCCCUCUUAAUAACACAGCAUCAAAGUAGAUGCUGAAAGAAACUUGUAGAAUUCAUCCUCUGAUAAGAAGUUUUAGAUAAGUUUGAUAUGAUAUAUUGUUAAAUUUGUAACUUGGAGUAAUGUUCAUUUUUCUUUAGCAUCUUUGUAUAGUCUUCUUUCUUCUGCUCUUGGCUUCUCUUUGCAAGAACAGAUCGCUUCAUAAAAGUUGCCAUCCUCUUAAGAUUUGUAGUAAUUCAAAGUGUGUUUUUGUUUAAUGGUUUGUCAUAAAUUUCAUCAGGUUUUUGUUAGAUAUGAAUAUGCAUUUGUUGGAAGUAUUUCAGUGGAAUCAAAUCUCUCAACACUAUUUUUAGCA
Molecule: messenger RNA, 2911 nt
Organism: Cucumis sativus (cucumber)
Lineage: Eukaryota; Viridiplantae; Streptophyta; Magnoliopsida; Cucurbitales; Cucurbitaceae
Product: boron transporter 1
Exons: 12
Coding region: 435-2588 (717 amino acids)
Biological process (GO): monoatomic anion transport; monoatomic ion homeostasis; transmembrane transport
Cellular component (GO): plasma membrane
Molecular function (GO): solute:inorganic anion antiporter activity
Source: RefSeq, a predicted model, not a curated record